Triticum aestivum (bread wheat) is the source of this 4325-nucleotide messenger RNA. Its product is annotated as E3 ubiquitin-protein ligase PRT6. The transcript is spliced from 8 exons. Gene Ontology annotation, molecular function: zinc ion binding; ubiquitin protein ligase activity. The record is from RefSeq and is a predicted model, not a curated record. The coding region runs from base 248 to 4117 and encodes 1289 amino acids. Gene Ontology annotation, cellular component: cytoplasm; ubiquitin ligase complex. NCBI's taxonomy places the organism in Eukaryota, Viridiplantae, Streptophyta, Magnoliopsida, Poales, Poaceae. Gene Ontology annotation, biological process: ubiquitin-dependent protein catabolic process via the N-end rule pathway; protein ubiquitination.
ACUUUUGUUCCGGAGGCGAACGAGUGCGGGGUGGGGAGGAUGACGUGGCGGGCUUUGGGAUUAGUUUAGUCAUUAGCGGGCUCGCUCAACCAUCUCCGCUCUACGUAGUCAGUAAUAAGUCAGUCGUCCCUACAGUUGGGGAAUUUGUUGGUGUUUCACUCCUGUGUGGGCUGCGGGGAGGAUUCCUGCGGGGUUUGAUCCGGCGAGCCGAGGCUGGACCUGCGCCAACCGGCUGCUUCUGCUUGCCAUGGCCGGGAUCGACGACGCCGCCGCGCAGCUGGUGCAGAAGCUGAUAAUCUGUGGAGUUCCAGAAGAGCAGCAACAUCAAGAAGGCUUGCUCAUGUAUUUGGAUGAGCGCAAGGAUAAGAUUUCUGAGAUCACGAGGGCCAUCUUGUCAGCGGGCACUGAUUUACUGGAGUGCCGUGAGCCAUCACAGAAGAAUGAAGACGACAGCAGAAGCAGGAAUGCAUGCAGUGAGAGCCUCUUGUGGUUGCAGUGGAUGAUGUUCGGCAGAAACCCAGAUGCAAUGCUUCAUGACAUGGAGCUUAGCUCUGAGGAUAACCGUGCUGUCUGCGGGACUGUCUGGGGGAAGAAUGUCCUUGCUUACCGCUGCCGGACCUGCGAGAGUGACCCCACAUGCGUGAUUUGUGUUCCGUGCUUCCAGAAUGGUAAUCACAAGGAUCAUGAUUACUCCAUCCUUGAAACAGGUGGUGGGUGUUGUGAUUGUGGGGAUGCUACUGCUUGGAAGCCUCAAGGGUUCUGCUCGAGGCACAAGGGGGUCGAACAGAUUAAGCCUCUUACCGAGGAACUUGCGAGUUCCGUAGGGCCUGUGUUGGACGAGCUCUUGCUGUUCUGGAAGGAGAGGAUUUGCAUUCCUCAUGAAAAGGCUGACGUUUGCAAGAAGAGGGUUGCCGAAGAGUUGACGAUUGCUAUUGCUGACAUGCUGCUUCGCUUCUGCGCAUGUAGUGACAACCUUCUAAGUUUUGUGUCCCAAAGGAUCCAUGAGUCCCCUGGUCUCUUGGAUGCAUUGAUGAGCGCAGAAAGGAUACUGCACAGGAAGAUUGUGGGAAAAUUGCAUGAGUUGCUUUUGAAGCUUAUCGCUGAACCGGCUUUUAAGUAUGAGUUUGCCAAAGUUUUCAUACAGUACUACCCUGUUGCAUUUUCUGAAGUUAUUAAAGGGGGCAACGACUAUGUGCUGGAGGAGUAUCCACUGAUACCAGCCUUUUCUGUCCAAAUAUUUACCGUGCCUACGCUGACUACAAGGCUUGUGCGCGAGCACAAUUUGUUGGGUACUCUUCUUGAAUGUUUGACAGCUCUGUUUCUUUCUUGUGUUGGUGAGGAUGGCCGUUUACAGACGAGCAAAUGGGUAAAUUUAUACGAUGCUUCUUUUAGAUUAUUGGAAGAUGCACGCUAUGUCCUGAGACAUGAGGAGGUUUCCAUGUAUGUUGCUUCUGAGAGGCCUGAUCUAACAAGUUCAUGGGUUAAGCUGUUGUUACUUGUGCAAGGAAUGGAUCCUCAGAAGAGACUGGCGAGUAUUCAUGUUGAAGAUGAGAAUGAGAAUCUAUCUGCGCCUUUCGUGCUAGGACACUAUCUUCGGAUCAUUCAGAAUCUUUUGAUGAUGGGAGCAUUUUCUUCUCCUGGGCAACAAGAAUCAACAAGUGUUACUAUAUGCUCCGGUACGAUAAAAGGCAUCGAAAGGGUUGCGAACCAGCAGCUUGCAAAAGUUGGAAGGGUCUCCCAGGAGAACUCGGUAUGCAAUUUAGGUACCAGAGAGAGUUCUUCGAGCAGUGAGUUACCAUCACCUGCUGCCUGCUUAGUUCGUCAGUGCUUGAAAGCUAUUGGUAGCUGGCUGGAACAGAUUGGUGAGGUGGGGAUGAAGGUAAAUGAAGGAUCCCAACUAGUCGAUGUUGCAGAUUAUUAUGAAGUAAUUGGUCCUCCUAUUCAAGAGUCCGACAACAUGGUGAUGACAGGUAAAGGGGGGAUGCCUCACGUUGGUAACAUCACAGGAAAGGGAAAGAUGCAAGAAACUAGCAGCGCACCAGAUGUACAAUUGCACUCUGAAAAUGUCAUUGCCGCUACUCUGACUGAUCACAAGUUUUUAUAUGCUCACCCAGAUUCAGGAACUGAUGAACUAGGUAUACUCAACACAACAGGCUGGCAUCAUGUUGUCUUUGAUGUCAGUUCACAAGCCACAUCUUUUCAUAUCCCUUUACACCGUAUGCUUUCGUUACUAUUGCGGGAAGCAAUGAAUAAAUGUUUCGGAGAGGAUGCCAAAACAGAGGAAUGUUCAGUUGUGCGGUCCAAUGAGUUCUUCUCUCAGGUACUUGGAGGUUGUGAGCCUUAUGGGUUUGCUUCAGUUGUGAUGGAGCAUCCCUUAAGAGUCAGAGUAUUUUGCGCACAAGUGCGUGCUGGAAUGUGGCGUAAGAAUGGUGAUGCAGCUAUACUAAGUGCUGAGUGGUACCGCUCUGUGCAAUGGUUUGAACAGGGCUUGGAGUCGGAUUUGUUUCUGCUUCAAUGCUGUGGCGCAUUAUCUUCUCCAGAGUUCUUUGUGAGGACCAUUCAAGAAAGAUUUGGUUUGUCAGAUUAUACAUCUCUGGAUCUCACUGAACACAAUGAGUAUGAGCCGGUUCUUAUACAAGAGAUGCUAACCUUGAUUGUGCAACUAGUCAAAGAACGCAGAUUUUGUGGGCGUUCCGCAGCAGACAACUUGAAGAGAGAAUUGAUUUAUAAAUUGGCUGUUGGAGAUGCCACCCAUAGCCAGAUUGUGAGGUCUCUUCCCCGUGACCUUUUGUCAAGCGAACAAUUUCAAGAUGUUCUAGAUUCAGUCGCAGUUUAUUCUGAUCCAUCUGGAAAUAAAAAGGGCAAGUAUGUGCUUCGCGAAGCAUUCUGGAAGGAACUGGACUUGUAUCAUCCGCGCUGGAGUUCCAGGGAAUUGCAGAUUGCUAAGGAGAGAUAUUACCGUUUUUGCAAAGUUUCUGCUCUUGGUGCUCAACUACCUCAAUGGACUCAUAUUUUUAGCCCUCUGUGCAGUAUUUCUAAGAUUGCCACCUCCAAAUCUGUCCUUCAAAUUGUUCGUGCUGUUCUCUUCUAUGCUGUUUACACCGACGCAUCAUCGGUAUCGCGUGCCCCUGACAGCGUUCUUGUGACUGGUCUGCACCUGCUUUCGUUGGCACUUGACAUAUGUGAAUCAGGGAGUCAAAUUUCUGCCGACCAGUAUGGGAUGGACUUACUGCAGCAUGAUGAUGAAUCGUGGGUUGUUCUGUCAUCGGAUGCAGAAGAGGCUUUUCCCAUAUUGACCUACUCUACAGAACUAGUCUCCCCAGAGUCUGACAAGCUAAAGAAGGAUAGCAUGCUAACCUUGCUUGUUUCACUGAUGCACAAGGAAAAGAAUGACAACACCUUUUCUGGAUGCAAUAUUCCAUCUCUAGUUGUGAGUUUGUUAAAGAGAUUUGCCAAGUUAAGUAAGCAGUGCAUGUCUGCAGUAAGACAAAUGGCACCACAAGUACUCCCAUCCAUUCCAGAUCAUGCCAGCGCCAAACAGAAUUUAGGAUCUCCUGAUUUGACUGGAAAACGCCAAUGCAAAGCUGCAAUCAUGGCAAAAAUGGGAGAAGAGCAGUCAAAACGUGCUGAAAGUAUGAAGUCCUCAGGAAAUGAAGGGCGUGAUGUUCCAACAUUUGAGCCAGAUGCGCCCAAAUCAACUGCCGUUGAGACACGAUCAGUUUGUUCUCUGUGCCAGGAUUCGGGUUCCAAAAGUCCACUCUGCUGUUUGAUUCGUCUUCAGACUGCCAUGGAAACUAUGAUGGCAGACACUGUUGAAGAUGGUCGGACCCCAAGUUCAAUUGCGGAGUUCGCUUCCAAGGUACUCUCCCAUCUCAGCUCCACAAGCUCGUCGAAGUCAUCAGCUGUUCAAGUUCUCGAGGAUAAACUCGAGGUGGAAAGACGGGGUGCGGCUGCGCUCCGAGAAGAAAUGGGCGCCUUGAGGAAGCAAGCAGAAAAGGCCGAUGCGGUCAUCGCGAAAACCCAACAAGAGAUGGAGGAAGUCAGGAAGAAGCAAGCCGAGACCGACCAGAUUCUUCAGCUUCUCCUGUGCAGAUCUCAGGGUAACCCCGCUUCUUAGUCUCUGUUGAGACUGGUUCUUAUGGAUGUACUGUAUGUCAGAACUUAUUUGAACUUGUCGUUGUGUGAACCACUUCGUAUCUUGUGUAAAUCUUCAAUAAAAUGCGAGUUGAAAGCUGGAUGUAUGUGACAUGUAAAGUAUUAGGGUGUAUUGUAAUGGGCUAUACAAUGCAAUGCAUGAUGCUUCUGAUCGCCAUUUGGCCGGUAGA